Molecule: messenger RNA, 732 nt
Organism: Ogataea parapolymorpha DL-1
Lineage: Eukaryota; Fungi; Ascomycota; Pichiomycetes; Pichiales; Pichiaceae
Product: Cell polarity protein alp11
Exons: 1
Coding region: 1-732 (243 amino acids)
Biological process (GO): cytoplasmic microtubule organization
Cellular component (GO): microtubule plus-end; nucleus; cytoplasm
Molecular function (GO): microtubule plus-end binding
Source: RefSeq, a predicted model, not a curated record
AUGAUGGAUUUUAUAAACGUUUUUGUGACUUCUGACCUUACUUCAUCGGAGAGACGGAUCUGUCUCAACUGGACUAUAGAUUUCUUUAAGUCGCGAUUAGAGCUAGUUACUGGAGUUCCAACACCUGAUCAAAAGGUUUGGAUUUAUAAAUCAGCUGACGCCGCUGAACGUGAAGAGAUAACAGCCCAAGGAUCACAAACUCUCAGUACAUAUCAAAUUAGACCACACACGAGAAUUCACGUCGAUAAUACGAAUACAAAGUCAGUGCUGAGAGAAUUAGAAGCAGAAUUCAGCAAUAGUACUGGCCAACUCUACGUGAUUGAUGAUGAGAAAUAUAAACAACGCAGGGAUAGCGUGCUCAAGUGGAAAAUGGAGAAUUGUUAUGGCGAAUUCGACCCCCGCUUUCAAAAAAAACAUUCUUUAUCAGCUCAGGAGUUCGAAAACAGGGCGGAACUUCUCCGAGUCGGGCAAUCGUGUGAAGUUUUGAAUGGAAAUACAUCUAAAUCUGGUGUGAUAAAGUUCAUUGGGAAAGUGGAUGAGAUAGACGAUGGCAAGUCCAUAUGGGUUGGUGUCGAGCUCGACCUGCCUCUAGGAAAAAAUGACGGUAGUUUGCAGGGAAAGAGAAUUUUUGACUGUGAAAAAAACCACGGAUGCUUCGUCAAGCCCUCCAAAAUUCGAUUGCUCCAUACCGACCCUAUGAUGCCUUCUCCAAAUUCUGAGGACGAGAUUUGA